GUAAUAGUAAUUAAAGUUUCAUUGAUAAUCUCUACUAUGGUAAUUAUAUAAUGAAUUUUAUUGUUUCGUUUUAAAUCUUCAUGGAUGAUAAUUAAAUAAAUAAAUGAUUAUGUAAUAAAUAUGGAACAAUAAAAGGAAAUUAUUUGAAUUAAUCAACAUGUAUAAAAAAUUGUGUGGAUUAGUUAUUUAAUUUAUAAAGGUGAAUUGGAAUGAGAACAAUACCGCUGAUUGUAAUGAAUUAUUUAUUUUUAAUAACAUUUUGCAGUUGGAAUAUAAAAAUUACAUUACAAAAUAAUCAGAGUAAUACAAUUCAACAACUAGGUUUAAUAGAUUAUCCUAAUAAAAAGAGUACUAUAAUUAUUGAAGCUUCAUGGGAUGAAACUGAUAAGAAUCAAACUCAAGUUAUGGUUCAGGCUGGAGAAUCAAAAAUAUUUAUAUGCAGUAUAUGGACUUUAGAAUCAGAUGAUAACUAUGACUUCGACUCAGGGACUCAUGAAACUGAAAAAUCUGUUUUCCUAUUUUGUCCAAUGAGUGUUGCAUACUGUGCUCAGGAUUGUUUAUUGGUGGAUUCUACAUGGCUACUUCAGUGUACCAGACAAUUUAGAAUAGUCCCUAAUCCUGAAUUAUUAUGGACGUCACAGUUAAAAAAUUCAAAGAUUACAAAAGGUUGGCGUUUGCAAGAAGUUAUUUAUAAACUGGAUAUUGCUACAACUACUUCUGCCGGAUUUUGGAGCUGCACGUAUGGUGGUUAUCGCUCUAAUAGCUUGGAGCUAAUUGUGAGAGGUAAAAAAUUCAGAUUUCCAGAGUUAAAUAUUUAUCAGCUAAUAACUAUCAGUUAUUAGUAUUUAUUAAACAUAUUUGCCCUCAUCUUGUUCACUGUAUAAUACAUAAAAGAAUAUUUAUGUUCAGAUAUAUAGCACUCAAAAAUAAAUGUUAGAGAAAGUAGAUUCCCACUUGUUACCUAAAUUAUAGAGAGUUUAUAUAUAGAAAUUUAAUUGGAUUGUCAUAACAAUGACUCGUUUUUUUAUCACUCAUUUAAAGCCGGUUACUCAUGCAUCAGUUGAGGAUCAUCAUUUGAUCAUUAAAAUGAUGAAUUCAUCAUUCUUCAGAGAAAAGUUUGUGACGCACUCACAAACUAGUUCUGCCAGAAAUAAAGUUUAUUCUAGAACACUCUCGUCCAUGUCCACAUCUUUGUAACCAAUCGUUUGGACUCAUUAGUAUUUUCGUGAAAUUUAUUGAAUUUUCUUGGAUUAGCCUCCCAACCAUUAAAUAUGACAUCAAAAAGAGUGAAAUAUCAUUCAAUGUAUAUUUGAUUGGUAAUGAUCAAAUAAGAGCAGACAAUCAUUCUUCAGAUAGACUGAUAAUAUAAAUUAUCUAAGAUAUUUUCUAUCUUGAUAGACUCUAUUAAUUAUAUGACAGAAAAAAUCAAGUGCACACCUUUAAAUUGGCAUAAAAAUGUGGGAUCACUUCUAAGUUAUUAUGAGAAUAAACGUCCACCAUCAAAUGUAAGAACAUAUUUAAAGAGUGUUUCAAAUCAAUUGACCUAAACUCAGUUGUCUAAAUAAGACAACAAUAUUCAUAACAUGACAUAAAAAUGAGUCUCAAAAUAUAGCUGAUUAGAAUAAAAGUUCUGGCUACUGACAAAUUAGAUGCUAUAUGUCUUCAAGAUCUGUAAAUAGUCAAUAAUAAAAAGGAAAAACUGAAUUCUUUUCUUUCAUCAAAGGAAAGUCCCGGUUGAUUAGUCAGCACUUUGCUGUAGUAGAACCAAAUAAAUUUAUUAAAUGGCCGUUAAUUGGACAUCUGAAAAUAGUUAAUGGUACUUGGCGUCUGUUUAUAAAAUAUAAAAUACAGGUUUUACUUUCGAUUAAAUUCUUUAGGAUGAAUGACUUAUUGUGUAAUUAUGGUUUCUUAGGCAGCUCAGAUUGAAGUUAUACUAGCCUCUAGAUAAUUAUGUCAGAACAUUGAUGGUGGCAAUUAUAAUGUCGAUAUUCUAUGUAAAUAAUUUCAAAAGUGAUUCUGUGAUUGAUUAUCCAAUGAUAAAUAAAUACAGUCCAUUAUAUUCAUGAUUAUAUUAUAAAUGGAAGGAUGAAGAAUCGAAAAUUGCCAUUUAAUCAUGUUUUUCACCAUACAUUUAAAUGAAUCAGCUGAUUAUAUAGCUGACAACUAAUUUUAGCAACUUUGUUUAUCAGUUAACUUCAAUAAAUCGAUAAAUUUAAACUUAAACGAUUGAAAGUUUCGUUUAAAUUUUGGCGUCGUUUCGAAUUAGAAAAAAAUUAAUUGUUCAUAGGUGAUUUCAUAUUUUGGCGUCAUAAGUGAUCGGAUAUUUUCUUUGCUUCAAAUGUAGUUAACCUCUGAUUUAUAUAGCAUAAACUAAAGAAUAUUUUUAUGUAUAACUGAGAUAUUUCAUGCAUUCAGACUUUUCUUUUUCACCAAAAUCAUCUACCUGAGCUACAAAUUCAAACAUUUUUUGCUUAAAAACCAAUAUUUGGAAUCAUAUCUAUUUAAAUAUGAUCUUUGCCUUUUAAAAAACUUCAGUAAAUACAAUAUACAUUCAUCAUUUACACAUCUGUUAUGGAUAUGAUUUUCUAAAUAUUAGGUUAUAUAAUCAAUUUAGACGUUAGAAGUGGACGAAAUACUGUUCAGCAAACAAGUAUCAUCAGCUAUAUGAGUUGAAUUAAUUAAAAUCUAUGCAUAUGAAGGGUGAAAACAUUCACAACAAUGUUAUACAUUUUACAAUUUUGAUAUUAAUAUGGACCAAUGAUUAAAAAGUAUCUAGCACUACCCUGUUUCAGCAAUGAUUCAUAAUACAGUUGUAUGUUUAUGUGUGCCUUGGGAAAUUUUUAACUAUUUGUUGAAUAUAACUUAGAUAUGAAGAUAUACGUAUGUAUAUUAAAACUUUGUUUUCUAUAUUGACAUAUGAAACUACUGCUAAUCAAAUCACUUGGAAAAUCUUAACAAGAAACUUUGCGACUAACAGUGUAUAUUGUUUGUCCGAUAAUUUGAACGGAUCAUUGGAAUGGAACAAGAAUCUUCAUUCUCGGCCGUUUAGAAAAAUGGAUAUCAACACGAUAUUUCCUGGUUUGUCAAGUACAGAAACAUGAUAGUUCUAAAAUAUGAUGUUCAGGUUUUAAAAUAAAUUCAGAUGUUUAUAAAGAUUAUUUACCUAAAUGUGUAAUCAUAUCUAUAAAAAACCAAAGCCUAUUUUCCUAUACAUUAAGAUAGUUGUUAAUCGUAUCCUAAUCAUUCGGCAAUCAAAACUUGUUAUCUAACUAUUUGACAGUAAUUCUAUACCUAUAUAUAUACAUACUACCAGGAUAUUUUAAGCGAAGCGUAUGACAAGUAUUUUAAUCAUAAGGAGAAGUCCAUUAUUAAUGUAUAUAUCCAAACAUGUGAUGACAAUAUUUUCAUGUACUGAUAAUCAAGCUAGAAACAAGUAGACUUUGACUUAAAUAUAAGCGGAUAAAAUAUGAGCAGAACCGAAGAUAUCAGCCUGAAUGACCACAGAUGCAAAUGAAUUUUAAUAGUUAAAUCAGAUCGCAGGAUAGAUAAAUAUAAUACAUUAUUGAGAAACAUUUGGUUGAGACCCGUCAUUAGGUUAAUAUAAAGUUGGUCUUUGUAGUUGUAUACAAACGUUUUCAAGGACCUGGAGAUACGAAAACUGAACCCUUUUGAUGUGUUUCACAAAUGAUCCUGGUAAAGGUUUAUUGCUUUAUGUGAAACGAUUUUCUGAAAUUUGUUUGAUUCAUCGGUUGACAUAAUAAUUCUAAUGUAUUCCCAGUUGUUGAUUCGUUCUUUUUAUAUUUAUAGAUAGACCAGCACUGCUAUAUUUGACUUCAAGUCCACCUAACCCUGUCAAAAUUGGAACUAAUGUCAAACUAACAUGUGAGGCUGCACCUAGUCCUAAAGCUCCAUGGUACACGUUUGUCUGGCGUCGAAUAGGAACUCAAAUGCCACCUGCUCAUUCAACGUUGCGUAUAUCUGAUACAAUCUCCGUAUUGACUCUUUUAUCUGUACAACCGUCUGACGAUGGAGUAUAUAGCUGUCAUAUAUUACAAUCUCAAUCGAAUUCAUUAAAUGAAAAAAUGUGGGAAGACAGUGAAAACGUGACUUCAGGAUCAAGCAACUCAUCUGAAAAACUGAGAUUUAAAAAAGAUCCGACAGUACGUCGGUUACACUUGGAAGUAUUUCAUCCCCCUACUUCCUUAAAUAUAACAGUUCAACCUCAUGGGCCUUAUAGAGCACAAACAAAUGUCACAUUCACUUGUCAUAUACAUGGUGGUAAACCAAAGCCAUCGAUUUACUUUUAUCGCAUAAAUGCUCCGCUUGAUAAUGGAAAUAUUUCACUGAUUCGUUCAAAUUCUUUCACUUCGAAACAUAUCCUAGAAAAUAUAACUCAGACAACAGAAUCUACAGAAUUAAAGUGGCAAUUAACAGAAGCUGAUAAUACUGCCAGUUUUGGAUGUGCUGCAACAAGCCCAAUCAUUAAAGAUCAAAUGUUCUCGCUAUUUAUUAAAGUUAAAAUUAUUUUUUCACCUCAAGAUCCUAUCCUGUCUUCCGUACCACAUGGUCCAGUAAGUGAAAAUCGUACUAAAGUAUUUACAUGUCAGUCUUCAAAAGGAAGCAAUCCAAGAGCGAAAAUUUUAUGGGAAUUGACACCUGCAAUGGAGUAUUUGUCUUCAGUAUCAAAAAGAAGUUCUAAAUCAAAUGAAAAAGAAACAGUCAUGAAACCAACGACAAAUUCUGACUUUGAAUAUAUAAUGUCGGACAUCUAUUCGGAUACCAAACACGAUCCUAACAAUGGGGGUUAUAUAGCAUACAGUGAAGUACGUUUAACUGGACGACCAUGGUUCAACGGUGCACGGGUAUCUUGCCACUUAAUUUGGAAUGAGGAAGGAAACUACAAUGUGAAACAAGUUUCGGAAGCUACCAAUCAUAUGAUUACAUAUCAAAAAACAGCUUACCUUCUUACUGAAGUAUUUUUUUGUCCAUCAGCAAUUAAUUUGAUUGCAAUUCCCCAAAAUGGAAUUCAAGAAACAUCCGGUGAGCAAAUACUUGAAUGUACAGCCACAUCAUCUCAUCCUCCUGCAGUGAUCACUUGGUUCAAGCAUAAUUCUUCAGAUAGUGUACAAAAGACUACUACAGAAAGUGUAAUGAUGGAAAAUUCCUUGAUAAAAAUUGAUACAAAUUAUCAACCAAAUUUAAAAAUUACAACUGAAACAUUCCCUGGAAUCUAUGGUGGAAAACGUGUGGUUAGCAGACUGAAAUUAAGUAACAUUUCCAGAAUCUCCGAUGGUAUGCUAUUCACCUGUUUAGUAAAACAUAUCGAGUGGACAGAAUCAAUUAGUCGUACACAUCAAUUAAUGGUAUUAUAUCCACCAACGCUAAAAUUAAAAAUUAUUCCACAAACAAUGGAAGAUCGUCUAAAGUCUAAUAGUAUUACUCUAAUCUGUAGUGCUGAAGGUGGUCAACCGAAAUAUUUUGAGAGCGAAACUGACUUUCUAGAUGAUAUCCAUUAUGAAAAUAAAUUUUCAAAAAGUCAAGGAACUUCACUUAGUAAAGAUAAACAUAAUAUGUGGAAAUUCUACUGGAAAUUUCGUCCUCAAUACCCUGAAAACUGGAUGCAGUUGACUAAUCAAGAAAUACUUUUCAACGAGUUAAAUAUGUACCGAUCGAAUAAACUAAUUUUAAAUUAUCCAGGGAGGAAACAAGCUGGUGACUAUACAUGUUUACUUGAAGGUCCAACUAGUACAGCACAAGUGACUAGCCAUUUAGAAUUCACAUUCGCACCUGAGUUAGCACCACCAGGAAUUACAUCGGUAACGUCUGCAGUUGGUUCACAUACUGUAAUUGAACUUCAUAUAUGGUCAUAUCCUGUACCUCCAUCUAUACACAAUCCAAAAGAUACAAAAAUAAAACAUAUUGUGACUGAAAACUGUAAUCUUCAUGAAAUUAAUUCACAAAUACCAUAUGAAAUCAAAACACAAAAGAAAACGUAUACUUGGUACAAGGUUACUACUGAGAGAUCAGCAUCAGGUGUCAAAAUACUUCAAAAAGAAUUAGUACUCGAAAACUGGGAACCACAUAUACGGUUGAAACAAUUUUCUUCUGGUAUUAAUAAAAGGCAACUUAUUUGGACUGAUGCAAUACUUAUUGAUUUUCCAUACUAUGACACGGAUAUACAAAUUAGACAAAAUGAUAGUGGAAGUAGAAAUACAUUGCGAAAAAUACCGACAAUUGUUUAUCGACUGUUUCUAAGCCCAAUUACAGAAAAGGAUUACGGGGAAUAUAUGUGUGAAUUAGAACACGUGGAAGGAAGAAAACAGUUUUUCAUGCAAGUACAACCACCUGGUAAUCCACCAAUCAAUGUAAGGAACGUGCGUUUUAGACGUGAUGAUUUGAGGAUUCGAGUUUACUUUGAUCCGUUAUAUUUUUUCAAGACCAGCGAAGGUGGUUUACCUGUUUCAGAAGAAAAUAAAAACCAUAUUGUUACGACAAAAUCUACUUCAAACAUCGUCACAGGCAACGCGCUCAGUUCGCUUCCUAUAAAGAGUGACAACAGUCAACAAUCGCAAUGGAAAAUGUUAAUUAGAAUAUGCGCAUCAAAUUAUUACAGGCGCGAACAAUCACCUGAGGAUAUAAUAAAAGAAUGUUCUUCAUCACAAUCCACAAUGAAAACUCUGAGGAAACCAAAUUAUCGUUCUUGGUUAGAUUUGUAUAAAUCAUUUCCUAAUAAUAAAUAUCAAACAACUUCUCUCUCAAAUGAGUGUAUUGAUAAGCUAGUUGAAAACCCUGAACAGGGUAAAAUUGAAAUUCCGCUCAUAUAUUUAUUUAAUAAUACAUUCUAUAACACUUCCCAUCUAAAAUCCGAAAACAAAUCCAACGAAACAGCCGAGAUAAAUAAUUUGUUGUCCGAUGAUACUUCAAGCAACACUCCUCAAGGAAUUUAUGUUCACUGGUCCGAAAAAGAAAAAUUAACUUAUCAGUUUAGAUUUUACGAUGAAAGUGGGAGUCUGGUUUACGCAACCGACUGGGUCGAUGAAGAAAACGAUGGUUACUAUGACGAAUCCACUUUGUCCAUCUUCAGUUAUCAGAAUACCUACUUGUGGAUUGUAAUAAUUGGUGCAAUCUUCUUUCUUCUCUUAGUCAUUUUAUUUGUGUUUGUAUUGCGCAAACGAUUAAACAAUAAAAAUGAUUUCCAGACACCUAAUAAUCACAGUUCAACGCCAUUGAAUAAAUCUAUUAUUAAUUCUACAACCACCUCACCAAUAGCAAGUUGUAAACUACAAGAAAAUUUCUAUGUAGCUAACUUAUCAGUUGUUGAUAGUCCUUGUUCAUUAUUAGGCAGAAAUGAAAGGGUCAUUAAUAAAGAAUUCCCAUUGUUGUAUAAUAAAGAUGUACAAAAGUUUCCCAAUGAAAAAUAUCUCCCACCUGAAAAACAUUCAAAGAAUCAAACGUUACUAAGGAGAAAUGACUAUCAUAGAGGAGAAAUCACUGGUGAAAAUUUACCUGCAACUGGUAUGUCGAAAAAUCUAUAUGAAUUACGCUAUAAUCAACUGGGAUUAUCGCAUAAUCAGUUCUCUGGUGAAGCCCUCAGUGAUGAACUGCAGUCAACAUCUCCAGAAACUAAUUCACCUAUAGUGUCCCACUUAACUCCCAUACCAAUUAUCCGAUCGAAUGAAAUAGCGCCUUCUACACCACUUCUACUUUACAACAGUUGUUGUACCAAUAGAAAGUUUAGUGUUGGAAUGAACCACUAUUUACCACCACUUUUUGGUCCAAUCCCUAUUCAGUAUAAUUCAAAAUCCUCAAAUUCAAUUAGUGAACUUUCAUCACCUUUUCUAGGAAAUGGAAAUCAUUUUAGGAAAACGUAUCGAGCCCCCGCUAACACUUGUUAUCAUCACCAUCUUCAGAAUAGUACAACUAACAAUGAUACCAGAAAUACCAUCUAUAAUAAACGAAACAAUCAAGAAGAUUUAACUGACCAAACAAUCUGUAUAUCUAAAAUGAAUCAGCCAAAGUUACAUAACGCUUUAGAUAUUAAAAAUGAUGUAACCAACACUUUGAAUUGCUGCAGUCCACCAAAUGAAAUGAACCCUUUACAAGUAAAUGGUAAAUGUAAUACACUGGAAACAGAUUCUUUUGGACAAUAUAACUCAAAUCAUAAACCUAAAAACAGAUCUAUUUCAUUAAUGAAUAAUUUAUACCCUUUGAAUAACACAGAGUUUCAAUCUUCUCAAAUUAAUCCCAAUCUAAAUAAUAACAAUUGUAAUAUAAACAAUUAUCUUAAUAUGUUCAAUUCUGAUAAUGACUAUUAUAAUAAUUCACAUUUUAUCAAUGAUGAUAUUAAUGAUAAUUUAAAGAAUUAUGAUACAAACAAGUUAGGUUUAAAAAUAAUCCCUAAAACUAUCCAUCAUUCUGAAUCUAAUAAAUUGUCAUCACCAUUAUUUGAGCAUAGACCAAAUCUAUUACCGACUGAUGGAAAUCAUUCUGGUAGAAUUGAAGAAAGUACAUUAAUGAAUACGAUUAAUGAUACUAAUGUAUCAUUCAUGCCCAAUAGACACCAUGAAGAACUACCUGAAAUGAAGAUGUCUGCAUUUAAUCAAAAUUACAAUCUUACAGAGAGGUUAAGUCCGUAUGAUAAUACAGUUUUUGGCAGUUCAACAAUUAAAUAUAAUCCAAUUUCUAUCAACCACACAAAUAUUGAUUGUGGUGAAGUGUAUAUAAGUGAAAGCUCACAAGAAGAAAAUAAUUUUCCAUUAGGUAUUACUAAGAACAAAGAUAAUAAUAUAAAACUUUGUACCAUAAAUUCAAAGUUAGAAAAUGAUUAGAAAUUUCUAUAUAGUGAAUAUUAUACUUAAUUGAUUCUAUCUUUAAUAAUUUAAUAACAUUUGAUUGUAAUGAUUUUGUCAUAGAUAAAUUUAAUCUUCCCUGUUUACUCCUCAUUUUCAACUUCAUUUACUGGGGGAAAAUGGUGAAAAUACUAUUAUUUUGAUUUGAUUGUAAUGUUAUACAUAAGCAACAUGUGACUGAGAACUACUCCUAUGAAUAUUUUUAUGUUGUACAUAAUGGUUUUCUUUUCUUUUCUUCUUUUUCAAAAUUACGCUCAAAUACAUUUUAAUGUGCUGAUUUUUUGUUUUCUGUUCUCACUUUUAAUAAUGACCACUUUUUAAUGAUUGUUUCUUUAAGAAUGUUGUUGAAUUAUAAUCAUAAACAUUGAUAUAUAGCAUACUAUUAAUUAAGUAGGAGAUAUGGAUAGCGAGUAACACUGGUAUUCCAUUAAAUUCAUAUCAUAGGAUUGAGUGAUAUAACAUCUUUGAAGAAAUUGAAUUCACUCUAAACACAGAAUUAAGAAUAGUUGAUCUUGUCAAAUAGAAUGACAUUCUUCAACUUAUAAGUGUCUUACUUACUUACUUAUGCUUGUUACUCCUAAUGGAGCAUAGGCCGCCGACCAGCAUUGUCCAACCCACUCUGUCCUGAGCCUUCCUUUCUAGUUCGAUCCAAUGUUUGUUCAUUCUUCUCAUGUUUGUCUCCAUUUCUCGGCGUAAUGUGUUCUUUGGUCUUCCUCUCCUCCUUUGGCCUUCAGAAUUUUGUGUGAAGGCUUGCUUUGUGACACAGUUGGGUGCUUUCCUCAAUGUGUAUCCUAUCGACUUCCAGUGCUUCUUCAUGAUUUCUUCCUCCGCUAGCAUCUGGUUUGUUCCCUCCCAUAGUAGAUUGUUGCUAAUAGUGUCUGGUCAACGGAUCCGAAGUAUUUUGUGUAGACAACUGUUAAUAAACACUUGUAUCUUCUGGAUGAUGGCAUUCCUAGUUCUCCAGGUUUCUAUCCCAUACAGUAGAACUGUUUUGACGUUUGUAUUGAAAAUUCUGACAUUGGUGUUGGUUGACAAUUGUUCUGAGUUCCAGAUGUUCUUCAAUUGUAAAUAUGCCGCUCUUACUUAUAAGUGUUUGUAAAGGAUAUGUAAGACUGAUAUUCUUCCCCUUGAUUUAAUCAUAUUAUAUUAUUACCAAGUGAUAAACUUAUAGGUUUAAUACUUUUCAGUGUAUUUUAUCCUACUUUUAUGUGAUAACAGGUAUAAUUCAAUCACCACUUACUUUGUAAAAAUGAAAUAAAAAAUUAAUUUUCAAAUUAUAAAUCUAUUCUUUCCUUUCACAAUUAAAUCAUAUUUGAAAAAGGUUAGUUUACAUACUUUACUAGGUUAACAACAGAAUAAACAAAACCAUAGUUAUUAAAGAGGAAGCACGUAUUUGUAAAAUCUCAGCGAAAGAAUUUGAAAUAAAUCCAACUUUUCACCUGACGAUCUAGUUCAAGCUUUUUCAAGGAAAAUAUAACCAUAACUAUUUGAAAUAUUAAUAAAUCAUAAUUGAAUAAAGUGGUAAUGUUUAAAAAUUCACUGCUCACUGAAACAAACAAAGAUCGACAAGUCCUCUCCCCUCAGUUGCUCCAACUGCAUUUACCAAUUCACAUGUACGUGCCGUAGCACAUACAUUGGAAGAACUGAGAGAAGAAUACAGGCUCGCAUUUCUGAGCAUAUUCCGAAGAACUUGACACUGCGAGGGACUAAAGCUUUCAACAGUGCAAUAGCUCGGCAUCUAUUUGACACCGGGCAUACCGUCGAUAUUCUGCACGCGUUUAAAAUUACCAAUAGACAAAGAAGUUCUACCACUCUCCGCUUUGCUGAAGCCAUUACAAUUAAGAAACUGAAACCGGAUUUAUGCAUUCAAAAAGAGACUUUAAUAAACUUAUCACUACCCUGGUAAUCUCUUUUAUUUCCGUUUGUUUCUGUUUGUUUUGUGUUUUGGUUAUUUUAUUCAUUUACUUAUUUUAAGAUAUUUUAUACUCCUUCCCCCUAUUACCUAAUUCUUAAACUAAAAUUUUAUUCACACAUUUCCACCACCUGGUCCUCUUAAAUUAUCUUAACUUUUGAAAUUCUAUUUAAUUAUUAUUACGUAAUCUACCUUAUCAUUAUUCAGUUCCAUUAAUCUCUCUAUUUAUCACACAAUUUAUGAACUUCACUAAACUAUUACACCACCCAACCUGAAUUAACCCCUUUUUUUGACCUCUGACCUGUUUCUAGCAUAUAUAUAUAUAUAUAUAUAGUUAUUAUUGUAAUCCAGUUAUUUACACUCAUGUCAAUUGUUUCACACUAUCUCCAUGUAAAAAAUUCUAUCACAAUUUUGGUUUGUAAGCAGCUGACGAGAAACCUCGAAAUAAUAUGAAUUCAUACUAUUCUGCAUCAGUGUUUGUUCUUGCUCUAUUUAAAUUCAUAAAGGGAACCAAUUGCAUGAAAAAUUCAUUGUUUACUAAUUAGAAAACGUUAUACAGGAAAAAGAAUAGAAUGAAAAACAAAAUUAUCAAUAAAUUAUACGAACAAUUUAUCAUUUACGUCAACAACAACAACAGCAACCAAAAGAAAAAAACAGACAACUACAUUAUGGACCAUACAUCUUUUCAUCAAAAUUACUUCCAUACAAAAAAGAAUAAGUGUUUAUUACUAUUCAUAAAAUUGAAUUAGGUUUAUUAAAUUUUAUUUUCAAAAAUGACAACAUAAAUAAUG
Schistosoma curassoni is the source of this 11552-nucleotide messenger RNA. The record is from the annotation of a GenBank genome assembly. NCBI's taxonomy places the organism in Eukaryota, Metazoa, Platyhelminthes, Trematoda, Strigeidida, Schistosomatidae.